UAUUUAAAAAACACUUUAUAUAUUCUAUUAAUAAAAACAACAAUGGGAUAUGUUGAGAUUCAACAAUGGGUUUUCGCGUUGGAAAGAGGGGGAUGUGUAGUGUUCUUAUGCGCCUUAUUAUUAGGAACUUUCUUCAACAAUUGUCAAGAAUUUGUGCAGAUCUUGCUAGCUGUGGUUGCCUUGACUUUCUUGACUACUAAUCUCAUCUUCUUUCUCCCUGGUUUUGACGAUGUUCCGGGAAUUAAAUAUUCGGAAAAACCAAAAGAAGAGCAACUAUUAGAGAAACAGAAACUCGUUGAACAACUUGAGGAAUGUGAGGAGGAGAAACAGAAACUCGUUGAACAACUUGAAGAAUACACAAGUGAGAUCAAAUACCAUAGGAAGUUGUCCAAGCUCGAAGAAAGGUUUGACAAGUUAGAGCAACAGCAGCAGAAACAUGUAGUGAAGGAGGAAGAAGAAGAUGUUGAUAAACUGAAAGAGAAGUGUAAGAAGUUGGAGGAAGAGAAAGAGGAGCUUUUAAUUGUGGUUGAAGAGUUCAAGAAUUACCAACAAUUAUGGGAACAAGAAAGAAGUAAUAACACAAUGUUUAUAAUUGAUAACCAAAUUAAUAUUACUCAAGAUUAUAAGGAGCUGCUAAACAAACAAAAUGAUAUGAUGUUGAAGGUUAUUAGCAUGCAAUCAUUGAGUUAGAGAAAUUAAGUUAGGGAUCGAUGUUGAUUAUUAGGAUAUGGUUACAUGUUUUUUUUGUUUAAUUAGACAAUAUUUAAGUUUAGUGAAAGUUAGGGAUGUUGAUUAUUAGGGUUUGGUUACAUGUUUUUGUUUAAUUAGAUAUUAAUUAAUCAAGCUAAGGUGUUUAAAUAGGGAGUACAUUUUAACUUUGUGGUGAUUUUGUUAGCCUUGAUCUGAUUUUUCAUUCAAGUUUUUCA
Spinacia oleracea (spinach) is the source of this 926-nucleotide messenger RNA. RefSeq lists its product as uncharacterized. The transcript has 2 exons. The coding region runs from base 43 to 690 and encodes 215 amino acids. The record is from RefSeq and is a predicted model, not a curated record. NCBI's taxonomy places the organism in Eukaryota, Viridiplantae, Streptophyta, Magnoliopsida, Caryophyllales, Amaranthaceae.